UCACUGUUCAUUUCUUUUCGCUCUUCGGGUUUAUACACGACUGCGAACUUUCUAUUUUCUGUGAUUGCGUUGUGUGCAGGAACACCUUUUUUCAGGAAAAUAUUAGGUUCAGUAAUUAGUAAAAGUGUGUGAUACCAUAGAGAACCAUUCAUUCAUAAAGUUUUUAGGUACAGCAUACUAAUUGAAAGAAGAAAUGGCUGAAGUUGAGAAAGUUUCAACUACGGCAACGAGCCUUCCUGAGGCGGCUGCUGCCGCUGAUAUACCUUUAUCCGAAACAGGCGAUGCAACCGGCAGUAAUGCCCUGGAAUUUGGAACUUCUCCAACUCAAGAACCUUCAAGUAACUCUCAUCCUCAUGAUUCCGAGUACGAUACGGCAUCAGACCUCGAAGGUGGCGGUGAAGAGUACGAUGAUGAGGAGGAUGAUGACGAUUUAGAUGACGAAAGUAUGACAGAUGGAGAAAGCAUGACUGACGAUGAUGAUGACGACGACGAUGAAGAAGAUGGGAGACAAGGUAAUAUAAGUUUAGAGAAAGCAGAAACAGAAGCACAAAAGAAAGUAGAUGAGGAUCGUAGUAACCCGCAAUAUAUACCAAAACGUGGAACAUUCUAUGAACAUGAUGAUCGUACUGCUGAAGUGGACGCAGAUAGACCCAUAAAUAUAGAUGAAGUCGGAGAAUCGCAAGACGGAGGUGUUGGUGGAUCGAAACCACCACAAUCGCCUACCAUAUCACAAGCUUCAAAAACAAUGAAAAAAUGGCAAGCUGCUUCUGGUGUAGAACGUUGGAGUCACGAUCGGUUUGAUGCUUCGGAGCAGGCUCCUAAGUCACGAUCUGAAUUGGUUUCCUCUUAUGGUUAUGACAUUCGUACUGAAGAUGCACCACCACGAGCACGUCGACGCCGACGUUAUGGUCGCGGCCCGAGUAAAUAUUCACGGAAUUGGGAAGAUGAAAGUGCUUAUCUAAAAGCAAGUAAUAAAGAACGUAAGCCACCACGCGCUUCAGACUUUCCAAGUUUGAAUGAGCGAAGUGUUCAUAAAACGAGAAAACCACAAGUUACACGUGAAGAAAAGGAAAAUAGAGCUGAUAAAAGAUCCAGUCUAGAAAAGCCGGUUAGUACUCCACGUCCUCCGCCACUGCAAGAUGAACGUCGCGACGCUAAAGUUAGUAGUAGUAAAGGAAAAAAUUUCAGUAAUCAAUCAAACCAUGGUGGUCGGCAAGCACCAAUGGAAUUUAAGCAAAAGCAACGUAAUGCUCGUCCAAAUAAUAAUUCAUACAAAGACUCGCAAAGUGGACGCAACGAUGGACAUUUUGAGCGGGGUAAUAAUCGGCAUCAAGCUAACUCACAACAAAAUUCUGGAAUGACCGAUCAUAAUCAACAAAAACCCGGUAAUGGUAAGGCGCAAACACAUUCCAGGUACUCCCAGGCAGAGGGUGCGUAUGGUACAGUGGUGGACAACCAAGCACCCAUCAGUGGUGGUGGCAACAAUCAUCAAUCUUACCAACAGCAAAAGCAAAAAACGCAAUUACAAUCCCAACAGCAAUCCUCAUCGAAUUCAAUACGCCAGCAGUCGCAACAAAAAAGUUCACCUACCACAUCUAAUUUAUCUCAACGUCUACAGCAAGUACAGAAUCGUAACGAUCCGAGUCACGUAGGCAGUGUUCAAAUGCAUGCUCUGGCUUCACAGAAUCAAUUGGCUAAUCAACAACAACAAUUAGGUGGUGCUAACGUUGUGCUCAACAAUCAACAGGGUAGCCAACAACCUCAAGCAAUACCACAGAUCUCGCAGGAACAACGUGGGCCACCAAAGCGAUAUUCGAGCCUUCGUCGUUCACAGCAUGAAGCACAGCAUAUAACAGAUCAAAUGCAGCAAAUGCAUAUUCAACAGCAGCAACCACCUAUUCUAAUGCAGGAUCAACACAUGAUGCAAGCCAAUCUUAUGCACCUUUAUCAUCAAGAAAAUUUGCAAGCCAUGCAAGCUAUGCAGGCCAAUCAAACCCCCAGUCAACCACCGAAAUCCACUUCGGGAUAUGCCUCAGUACCGGCGCCCGCUCAAGGGCCACCGUAUGCUAAUUCUGGCAAUACUGCGACCCCUCCGGCAGCAUUUUAUGUCGCUUCACCUGAUGUAUACACUGCUACUGCUACAGCCAAUCCACAAGCGCCACCACCUGGCCAAUAUGCGCAACAAGCACCACCCAACUACCUGCCAGCAGCCUCAGCUACAACUCCAACUAAUAUCGCUUAUGCUGGCGGUCAGCCCACGCCGACCACACCACAAGUAGCUGGUGCUCCAUCAGCUACAUUUGGGCCCACACCGUCAGUGCCACCGGCAACAGCAGCUGCCGCUGCAGGAGCUGCAACACCAAACGCCAAUGCAAACUUUUCGAAUUAUCAAAAUUACAAUACGGUUGGUGGCACCACAUAUUUUGUGCCGCCCGCACAGGCAACCACACGUCCCGUGGUGCUACCCCAAAGACGUCCAACUAACGCCAUACCCAUAUUACCACCAUCAGAGAAAAAUAAGCAACGCCCCGUAGAUGCCAAGGAUGAAGCAAAAGCUGCCAAUACUGCAUCACAAGGCAAUGCACAAUCAACGGCGCCCAUUGGUAGCGCAGAAAAUAUUGAUCACAUAAUUGACAACAUGUUUGUGCAACGUCCGGCUUUCCAGCCACCACAAGCACCGGCUAAUCCAACACGCAAAAGUUCCUCACCAUCUUUAAAUGCGGACAAUAGCGGUGGAGACAACAGUAGUAGUGGUGGAAGCGUUAUGGCCAAUUCAUCGCUUUCCGAUGAUGUAAAUAUUGCCGCAAACGGCGAAAAAUCCUCGAACAAUGCAGAUAUUGGUCAAUUGGAAAAACCAGUUAACAACGCUAUGAUACUGACGAAAGAAUGAGUUGCAUUGAUUUGGUCCGGAUAAAUAUUCAUUAAAAAUUGAAAUUUCUAAAAAUUACAAAAAAAAAAUAACAUUAA
Zeugodacus cucurbitae (melon fly) is the source of this 2967-nucleotide messenger RNA. It is a transcript of the gene btz, whose product is annotated as protein CASC3. Lineage: Eukaryota; Metazoa; Arthropoda; Insecta; Diptera; Tephritidae. Bases 194 to 2890 code for a protein of 898 amino acids. The record is from RefSeq and is a predicted model, not a curated record. Gene Ontology annotation, cellular component: exon-exon junction complex. The transcript is spliced from 2 exons. Gene Ontology annotation, molecular function: mRNA binding; oxidoreductase activity. Gene Ontology annotation, biological process: mRNA processing.